GGGCUGGGCUGCUCACACACACCACACCAGCUAUAUCCCUCCCUCCCCCAACACCCUGACAUCCGAGCUCUAGUCGGUCGAUCCAUGGAGGCUUCACGCAGGCUCCUCUCGGCGGCGCUCCUCCUCGUGCUGCUGCUCGCCGCCACAGGGGAGCUGGGAGGGCCGGUGAUGGUGGCGGAGGCGCGGACGUGCGAGUCGAGGAGCCACAGGUUCAGGGGGCCCUGCGUGCGCAGGUCCAACUGCGCCAACGUCUGCAAGACCGAGGGCUUCCCCGACGGCAAGUGCCGCGGAUUCCGACGCCGCUGCUUCUGCACCACCCACUGCCACCAUUAACAAGCCUCUCUCCUCCGGGUGAUGCCUUCUUCCGCCUCGGCCUUCAGGGUGGCCUUUCUGCGAGCGUCCGUGCGUGUGCGUGUCCAUGAAUAAAUCUUAGCUUGUCUCGGCAAGCUGGGUGCGAGUCCCUUGUUUGUUUUUUGUAUGAUUAUUACCAGUGUGCAUGCGUUGUUGUUUCUUGUUGGGUUUAUGGGAUUAUCCCGGCCGGUCAAUCCUUCUCUCAUGUAGUAAGAUUUUAUUUUGGGCAAAUCAUGAAUGUUGUAUGCUUGUUCUCUCAGGCACUCA
This is a messenger RNA of Triticum dicoccoides, 618 nucleotides long. Its product is annotated as defensin Ec-AMP-D2-like. Gene Ontology annotation, biological process: defense response. The record is from RefSeq and is a predicted model, not a curated record. NCBI's taxonomy places the organism in Eukaryota, Viridiplantae, Streptophyta, Magnoliopsida, Poales, Poaceae. The transcript has 2 exons. The coding region runs from base 85 to 333 and encodes 82 amino acids.